Molecule: messenger RNA, 1730 nt
Organism: Phialemonium atrogriseum
Lineage: Eukaryota; Fungi; Ascomycota; Sordariomycetes; Cephalothecales; Cephalothecaceae
Product: GDP dissociation inhibitor-domain-containing protein
Exons: 3
Coding region: 53-1576 (507 amino acids)
Biological process (GO): small GTPase-mediated signal transduction; protein geranylgeranylation; vesicle-mediated transport
Cellular component (GO): cytoplasm; Rab-protein geranylgeranyltransferase complex; cytosol
Molecular function (GO): GDP-dissociation inhibitor activity
Source: RefSeq, a predicted model, not a curated record
AACCCAUCCAAAAUCCUGCAGGCUACAGAAAAAUGUGUGUCUUGCGGCCAAGAUGGAGUCAAUAACUGAAACCCUUUGGGACGUUGUCAUUUAUGGCACUGGCCUUCAGGAGUCCUUCCUGGCAUUAUCCCUCUCACGGUCUGGAAAGAAAGUUCUACACCUAGACCCAAAUGAUUACUACGGCGGCCCAGAUGCCUCGCUCAGCCUCCAGGAGGCCGAGGGUUGGACCGAGAAGCAUUCGUCACUGGAACCCAAUCCCUCAUUCGGAUCGGCGUCCGUAACCAAGUCCCCCGAGACAUCCGGUCUCUCCUUUUCACGUGCCUACUCUCUCGCCCUCUCCCCACAGAUCAUCCACGGCCGGUCGACUCUUCUGUCGCAGCUUGUCUCCUCCCGCGCCUAUCGGCAGCUCGAGUUCCUCGCUGUCGGCUCGUUCUUCGUCUUCAAGACAUCGUCCAAACCCAGCCAGGCUCCGUCCCUUACCCGCAUCCCUUCGACGCGGGAGGAUGUGUUCUCCGCCACCGCCAUUCCUGCCCGCUCGAAGCGCUCCCUUAUGAAGUUUCUCAAGUUCGUCCUCGAUUACGAAGGCACGCAGCAGAGGGAGACUUGGCAGCCGUUUGCGGAGAAGCCGCUGGCCGAGUUACUGCGGAGCCAAUUCGGCCUGGAUGCCGAGCUGCAGAUGUUUGUCCACACCCUGACAUUGUCACUCUGCAAGUCAAUCACGGCAAAAGAAGGCCUGGCCAUCAUCCACAAGCAUCUCACGUCGAUGGGCAUGUUUGGCCCCGGGUUCGCCGCCGUAUAUCCCAAGUGGGGGGGCAUUUCCGAGAUUGCCCAGGUGGCAUGUCGGGCAGGUGCCGUGGGCGGAGCAGUUUACAAGCUUGGCACGAGGCUCAAUGAGGUCCAUCAUACUCAAGGCUCCGAUAAACUCCAGCUUGAUUUGUCAACCGAGCCAGAGGGCGAUGUCCGAGUUGAGACACAGCUGCUGGUGAAAGGCAGCGAGCACACGGAUGGUGGGAAGAAUAGCAAGCGGACAAGCAGGCUCGUGGUAGUCGUCGAUUCGUCCUUGAGGUCGUUGUUCGAGCCACUUGUUGAGGGCGCUCCGGCCCCGGCUGUUGCUGUGAUCGCAUUUCUGGCCGGAUCUUCGGAUCCCGAGCAUACACUGGACUCGCCCAUCUAUGCUUUCACUCACUCGAGCGAAACUGGCGAGUGUCCCACCGGACAAAGCGUGCUCUAUUUCACAACUCUCACCGAGAACACCACCGAGCAGGCCAGGGCCCGGCUUGAAGCGGCAGUCAGCUCCUUCCUCGCGGCCGUUGAUGAAACCAAAAAGCCGCAAUGCCUGUACAGGUUCUACUACGAGUAUUUGUCUGGCUCGGGGGGCAUCGGGAACGAGUCGGAUGGAAAGGUUCUGACUCUACCCGGCUCGGCCCCCGGUCUUGCAUUUGAUGACUCGACCCUCGAGCCAGUACAUGAGGCCUGGAAAGUGGUCAUGGGCUCCGCAGCCGAUGAUCCUGAGACCGAGUACAUGAUCUUUCCCGACCGCGAAGGCGCGGAAGAAUGUGACGAUGAUUACGAGUGACCAUUUGAUGAUACCUGCCGUUUGAAAACGCACACACGUGUAACAUCCCCGGAUGGAGGUCCGGCUAGUGGCGUUAAUACGACUGUAAUAAAUAGAUGAAUCACGCUCUUGCGAAUGUUAGAUGAAAUUAAUGAAUAUUUUAUUGCAACCAAGA